AUGGCGAAUGGCAAAAAAUCAAGUGUCUCUGUGACGGCUCAUAUUCUUCAAUUGCCCGUCUCAAGUGUCUCCCUGAAUGUGGUGCUGCAACCUCUCUAUGGCAAAAAUUUGGCAAUGCUGAACGCCACAUGGGAUGCCUGCGCCUUUAUGAAAAAUCGCAAAAGAAAUCGUGCCCUAAAUCGUUUAUUUAAAUACUUGGCGCCCUAUACGAACGUUAAUCAUUCCUGUCCGUACAAUACCCUCAACGCAAAAGCAUAUUUCACGAAAUUACAUUGCACUACAAUUGACCCCGAGUAUUCACAAUUCGAUCUCUGCAGCAUGAAUAAAGUCAAUGGAAAAUACCAAAGCAUUUCAAUAACAAUACGAAUACUGCAGAAACCCAUAACCAAUUGUCAAAUGAAAUUUGAGUCGAAAUUUGCCGGCACCACAAGUCUGCCGCUGUUCAACAAAACCUGGAAUGUUUGUCGUUUUCUGAAGGAACGUAAAAAGAAUUUGGCCUUCGAUCGGGUGUUUGAUUAUUUUCGUCCAUAUAGUAAUGUCAAUCAUUCGUGUCCGUAUUAUCAUGACAUCGUUAUAAGGAACUGUACAUUGAUGGAUCAGAAAAUGAUAAUACCUUUGCCAAAUGGACAAUAUGAUAUAGCCACAACUUAUAGUAUGGAUGGAAAACCGCGAUUCUCUGUGGACCUAACAUUCGAAUUAUCAAAUUAA
Messenger RNA from Musca domestica (house fly), 708 nucleotides. RefSeq lists its product as uncharacterized. Lineage: Eukaryota; Metazoa; Arthropoda; Insecta; Diptera; Muscidae. The transcript has 3 exons. The record is from RefSeq and is a predicted model, not a curated record. Bases 1 to 708 code for a protein of 235 amino acids.